GCUAGAGGUGGACCCCAACAUCCAGGCCGUGCGCACCCAGGAGAAGGAGCAGAUCAAGACCCUCAACAACAAGUUCGCCUCCUUCAUCGACAAGGUCCGGUUCCUAGAGCAGCAGAACAAGAUGCUGGAGACCAAGUGGAGCCUCCUGCAGCAGCAGAAGACAGCCCGGAGCAACAUGGACAACAUGUUCGAGAGCUACAUCAACAACCUGCGCCGGCAGCUGGACACCCUGGGCCAGGAGAAGCUGAAGCUGGAGGCGGAGCUUGGCAACAUGCAGGGGCUGGUGGAGGACUUCAAGAAUAAGUACGAGGAUGAGAUCAACAAACGUACAGAGAUGGAGAAUGAAUUCGUCCUCAUCAAGAAGGAUGUGGAUGAAGCUUACAUGAACAAGGUAGAGCUGGAGUCUCGCCUGGAAGGGCUGACCGAUGAGAUCAACUUCCUCAGGCAGCUGUAUGAAGAGGAGAUCCGUGAGCUGCAGUCCCAGAUCUCCGACACGUCCGUGGUCCUGUCCAUGGACAACAGCCGCUCCCUGGACAUGGACGGCAUCAUUGCCGAGGUCCGCGCCCAGUACGAGGAAAUCGCCAACCGCAGCCGUGCUGAAGCUGAGAACAUGUACCAAAUCAAGUAUGAGGAGCUGCAGACGCUGGCUGGGAAGCACGGGGAUGACCUGCGGCGCACGAAGACUGAGAUCUCUGAGAUGAACCGGAACAUUAGCCGGAUCCAGGCUGAGAUUGAGGGCCUUAAGGGGCAGAGAGCUCCCCUGGAGGCCGCCAUUGCUGAUGCUGAGCAGCGUGGGGAGCUGGCCAUUAAGGAUGCCAAUGCCAAGCUGGCUCAGCUGGAGGCAGCUCUGCAGCAGGCCAAGCAGGACAUGGCACGGCAGCUGCGCGAGUACCAGGAGCUCAUGAAUGUCAAGCUGGCCCUGGACAUUGAGAUCGCCACCUACCGCAAGCUGCUGGAGGGCGAGGAGAGCCGGCUGGAAUCUGGGAUGCAGAACAUGAGUAUCCAUACGAAGACUACCAGCGGCUACUCAGGUGGGCUGACCUACGGGGGCCUCACAAGCCCCGGCCUCAACUAUGGCCUGAGCUCCUUCCAGUCCAGCUUCAGCUCUGGAGG
Tupaia belangeri chinensis (Chinese tree shrew) is the source of this 1113-nucleotide messenger RNA. It is a transcript of the gene KRT8, whose product is annotated as keratin 8. Lineage: Eukaryota; Metazoa; Chordata; Mammalia; Scandentia; Tupaiidae. The record is from RefSeq and is a predicted model, not a curated record. Gene Ontology annotation, cellular component: keratin filament.